GGGGCGGGGAGGCGCGGGCGGCGGGAGGGGCGGGCUCGCACUUUGGCGCGCCGACCCGGGGGGCGUCCUGCAGCGCCAGCGCGUCUUGGCAGCCCGCGGGGUAAUGGCUAGCGGCGUCGCCGGCCGCCGCCCGUGACCGUCUGCGGCCCUCGGAGCGGCGGCCGGGCCGGCGCCGAGCCCGAGGGACCCGCGGCCGCCGCGUCCGCCGACCCGGUGGAGCUGAGCUGAAUGAAACAGUCUCCAGAGGCCUCUGAUUAUCAGGGUUGAAGGUGCAGAGACCCCCUCAGUGAGUGCUUUUGGACCCCCUACCCCUGAUGACACCCACCAACCAACUGAUUUUGUUACAAAUGUACAUCUUUGUGGAGCUCUGUUACCUUUCUCUCCUUGACAACCGCUACACUGUGGUGGGCCGUGCCCUGGUGGUGCUGGGAUGGCGCCGGCGCCAGGGUCAGCUCAGCGCAAGGCAAACCCGAGGCGCCCAGCCAUGACUCUCGUGCUGCCCAUGAACCCGUUCCGGGAGGCCAUUGUCUCAGAAGGAGCAGCAGAGGUUACCAGCUACCAUGCACUAUGGGAGGCUGCCGACAGCUGUAGAGGCACCAGUCCCCCAAGGCCAGCACCGGCCCUUGUGGAGGGAGUGAGGGGGGCCGGGCCUCCCCUGGCAGGACCCCACCACAGAGGGAUUUCAGCUCCUCUGACAACAUCCAAGAUCACAUAUUUUAAGAGGAAGUAUGUGGAAGAGGAGGAGUCCCACCCGCCGCUCGGCAGCUGCAGCCACAAAACCAUCUCUGUGUUUGAGGAGCGUGCCCACAUCCUGUACAUGUCCUUGGAGAAGCUGAAGUUCAUCGAUGACCCUGAGGUGUACCUCCGGAGGUCCGUACUCAUCAACAACCUGAUGAAGAGGGUUCAUGGGGACAUCAUGAGGCAGAAUGCCUGGUGCUUCCCUGCCUGCUCCUUUAGCAGUGCCUCUGCCCAGGACUGGCUUCUGGUGCAGGACUGUCCUCAUCGGAAGCGUAUGCGGGCAGCGGGGGAGGAGUGGGACAAGGUUCACGCCUGCUGCCUGUACCAGGAGUGCGGCAGCCACUGCCUGAGUGUGCCCCUGUGUGUGAAUACUCACAUCGCAAGUGCCUCCUCCUCCUCCUGCCCACCCUCCCUGCCCUCUCAAUCCUCCCCAUCUUCCUCACCCUCCUCAUCCUCCUUAUCCUCCUCACCCUCCUCAUCUUGCCCGCCCUCCCUGUCCUCCUCGCCUUCCUCCUCGCCCCCUCUGCCCUUCCCCAGCUGCUCCCAGCAGGCAGAUUUGGGAGUGGGGACCGUGCAGCUCUGCAAAGAUGCACAGAUGCCCACGAGCGAUGCUUUUGCCACCGGUGCCUGGUCUCUUGUGGCUCCGGAAAAGGUCAAGAUCAGCAACACCAUCAGUGCCAGCAGUGGGGACGGGUGCCCCCACAGCCUGGAGGCUGCACAGGACCACCUGACUUUUGAGUGCAAAGGGCAGUUCUGUGAUUACUUUGAAGCUGGCUGCAAUAGUAGGAAUCCAGCAGCAAGUGGACCCUGGAGGAAGCCUCAGCGCAGGAAGGAGGUGGUGCCCGUUGACAACAAGCUGUGCUGGAGCACAGGCAGCAGGAUGUGAAGCACUGUAUCCCAGUACAUGGAAGCAUGUGCAGCAUGACCCCUUUGCACUCAUAAAUGUUAUGUGAAUGAACUUUCUAGUUUUGUUCGACAAUGUGGUUGUGCUGUGAGCCUGGAGAUGGGCUGUGUCCAGAGCAGCUUCUCUGGGUGGGCCUUUGCCCAUAGGAAGCAGCUGGCAAGUGGACCUUAGUCUCCUGUCAAGACAGGUCAGUCGAGUGGCCUAGGGGACAAGGUACCCUUGUGAAGUUUCCAGGACCCCCAUGCAGCCAGCCCAGAACCCCAGCGUGUCCACUGGUUCCAGAGAUGAAGAGUUGGGUGUUGUUCACAGGGGUCUGCUGCUCUAGCUGCUCCAGCCUCUUCUGAAUCAGAGUGACGCAGGCACUUGACAUCUCAGACUUCCAGGGGCCAUUACAUGUUAGCACGGACAGUCCAGAUGACAGAUGAUUGAGGGCAGAAUAGAUGCUGCCCAGUGUCCAGGGCAGCCCUGGUGUCCUUGGCCAGCCUACGAUGGAUGGUGAGCUUUUGGAGAGGUUGAUACAGGGUGAUCUUCGGUGCCUUACUUUAUCUUAAUUUUUGCCAUUGUGAAAGUUAAGGAUAGUCAGUUACAGCAGGGAUUUCACUAAAGGGAAAGACACAAAACCAGCCCCUCAGUGGAGCUGUCUGGAAGCUACUGGCUUUGCACUCUUGUGCUCAGUUUUGAUUCACAAUCUCUGUUCUUCCUUUUUCCUUGAUGUCCAAUUGCUUUUGGAUUUGGCAUGUUUGCAAGGAAUGGAGGAGAGAAGGGAGAGGGCCGGACUGGCCCGUGGGCCCUGGGGCCAGGGCUGGCUGUCUCAUUUCCUUUGUUUCUUGUCCACGAUGUUCCAGACCAGUGGCAUGCGCUCUGCUUUGACCUGUUUUGUAUUAUUUCACACGUUUAGGUGAUAAAAGCAUGUGAGUUUUGUUUUGUUUUGUUUUUAAUCUAUGGCUUACAUUGUUGGUAAAGAAGCACAGCGUCGACAAGUGUGCGUGGACCUGUAGGCUUUCUCUUACAGAAUGGAGACACUGCCACGGGUGGGGCAGUAUUCUGGAGGCACGGGGCUCCAGGUGCAGCCACUGCCCUCUCUGGGGUCUGCAUCUUCCCAAACUGCUUCUUUAAGUGUGUGUUUGCUAGAGGUCUCAGCUUUCCUCUGGCGGCGUGGAGUCUGGCCCAGCUCUGAGGCUAGGGAUCUUUGGACCUCCUUAAUCCAUACUUCACAGGAACCAAAUGCCAAAUGGAGGAAUCAAGAAACUCCUCCCAGUUUCUCCAAGAUAAAGCUUUUUUACAUUGUUGUCAUUCCUAUGAAACCGGGGCCUCUCUCCUUCAGUGUGUGGGGGAGCAUCCAUGGGCAGGACCCACAAGGACCAGUUUUAGAAGUGUUCUUGUGUUCUAGCAAUGUUUUAUCCUUUAUUUUCAAUAUUUGAUAAACAUUUGAUGUUGGAAGCUUAGCCGAUAGAUGCUUGUUUAAUAAGGAUGUGUUGUAAUAAAGUGAGGUCUUCUUGGUAUAUAUUUAUUAAAAUGCUCAAAAUUC
Molecule: messenger RNA, 3170 nt
Organism: Sorex araneus (European shrew)
Lineage: Eukaryota; Metazoa; Chordata; Mammalia; Eulipotyphla; Soricidae
Gene: SERTAD4
Product: SERTA domain containing 4
Exons: 6
Coding region: 431-1624 (397 amino acids)
Cellular component (GO): nucleus
Source: RefSeq, a predicted model, not a curated record